This is a messenger RNA of Dichomitus squalens LYAD-421 SS1, 1551 nucleotides long. RefSeq lists its product as uncharacterized. Gene Ontology annotation, molecular function: ATP binding; heat shock protein binding. The record is from RefSeq and is a predicted model, not a curated record. Lineage: Eukaryota; Fungi; Basidiomycota; Agaricomycetes; Polyporales; Polyporaceae. The transcript is spliced from 6 exons. Gene Ontology annotation, biological process: protein refolding; response to heat. Gene Ontology annotation, cellular component: cytoplasm. The coding region runs from base 1 to 1551 and encodes 516 amino acids.
AUGCCUCCUAGAUUGUCUUCGCAGAGAUUCUUAUCACUCAAUUCACUCCACGCGACAUGUCUAUCUCCGCCAGUAGUCCACACUCGUUCUCUGGUCACUUGUCUCACUGCCAGGCAGUCAUGUCAUGGGAAGGGGCGACGACGGACUGCUGAACCUAGACCAUCGGUAGACGUAUACUUACCAACGCAGAGAGCCUUCCAUGCAUCGUCUCCGCGUCCAGCACCCAAGGACCCUUACCAGGUGUUGGGUGUCAAGAAAGAUGCCUCUGCAGCCGAUAUCAAGAAGACUUAUUUCGCGCUUGCUCGGAAAUUUCACCCUGACACGAACCCUGACAAGAACGCACAGGAGAAGUUUGUCGAGAUACAGGAAGCUUAUGACAUACUGAAGGACGAGAAGAAGAGAGCCGAGUACGAUAAGUAUGGUGCAGCCUCGCAGCAACCUGGUUUCGACGCCAACGCAUACGAGAAUGCGCGCUCCGGCUUUGGAGCGUCUCCCUUUGGGUCCAGUUAUCGAGGCUUUUCGGGCACGUUUGGUGGGGGCCGUGGAGGUUCCCCCGGGCAUAUUUUCGAAGAGCUGCUAGGCGCGUUCCAGGGCGCUGCUAGGCAGACUGAGCAAAACUUCUCGCGGGGCGGAGACAUCGAGACCACGGUUGGCGUCAGUUUCAUGGAGGCAUGCAAAGGUACCUCCAGGACGGUCAAUAUUACCCCAAUCGUGCAGUGCGAUACUUGCUCCGGAACCGGGCUCAAGAAGGGCGCCUCUCGUUCGACUUGUGGCUACUGCGGCGGCUCGGGUGUCAGGACAUAUGUGCUUGACAGUGGGUUCCACAUGCAAACUACGUGCAACGCCUGUCAGGGUGCGGGUUCUGUUGUUCCUCCAGACAGUCAGUGUGGCCCUUGCUCUGGUAUCGGCCAUGUAAGGGUGAAGAAAUCUGUCAAGGUCGACAUCCCAGCAGGUGUUGAGGACGGGAUGACCCUGAGAGUACCAAGCCAAGGUGAUGCUCCGCUAGACCGCCGCAGUCGACCAGGGGACCUGCUCGUCCGCAUCAACGUCGCUUCAUCGAAGGUCUUUAGGCGCCAGGGUGCCAACUUGUACCAUGAAGCACGGAUUCCAGUACAUACUGCCCUUCUCGGCGGCAGGGUUCGGGUGCCUACCCUCGACGGGGAAGUCGACGUUCGUGUUCCCUCUGGGACCCAGCCUGGUGAACAAAUGGUGUUGAAAGGCCAUGGUAUAACCCCGACUUUUGGUCGCGGCCCAGGUGACCUGUUGGUCACGUUCAAUGUCCAGUUACCAAGAGCGCUUACACCACGACAACGCGAAAUCUUACAACAAUACUCUGAUGACGUGGAGGGGAGGUCCACCAAUAAUAAUUCACGUCAAGAGCCACCGCGAUCCCCCUCCUCCGACGAAGCGACCUCGUCCAGCACUUCUGGUAGUCGGGUCUCGACUGGGCCGGGAACGUCUACAAACGGUACGGAAUCUUCUCCAUCUGUGCGCCCAGAUGGCUGGGUGUCUCGUACUUUACAAGGAAUGAGGAGACUCAUCGGUUUUUGA